Musca domestica (house fly) is the source of this 991-nucleotide messenger RNA. RefSeq names its product prenylated Rab acceptor protein 1. The transcript is spliced from 3 exons. Lineage: Eukaryota; Metazoa; Arthropoda; Insecta; Diptera; Muscidae. Gene Ontology annotation, cellular component: Golgi apparatus. Bases 246 to 824 code for a protein of 192 amino acids. The record is from RefSeq and is a predicted model, not a curated record.
UGCGGGAAACAUUACUCAUUGUUCCCAAAAAAAAAAUUCGAUAAAACAGCAAUAACAAUAAAUACCAAUUGCUUCGAGAAGAAAGAGAACGAUAAAAUCAACGAACGAAUCGUACUAUAAACAAAUACGCUGUAAAGAGACUACGUGUCUUUAGUUGCUGACAUCACAAGAAUCAAGAGUAUCGAACUUAUACAACAACAAAACAACAAGACGUUCUAACCAGCAUCCAAAAAAGCACUAACACAAUGGAUGAUGUGAAGGUGGAUAUGUCAGGCGACAUGAACGUCCCCAAAACGGAGCCAAAGUCUCAAUUCGACUUUAGCACCUUUACACAAUUUCAGAAAAUACCUUCACCGAUGGAGCUGGUGCAAUUGACGCGCAAAUACAUUCGUCCUUGGUCUGAGUUUUUGAAUACUGGCAAUUUUAAGGCCGCAGCUAGUAUGCCGCGCUUGACAAGUCGCUUCGUCAGAAAUUUGGAUUAUUUCAAAAGCAAUUACAUCUUUGUCUUCAUUGUUUUGAUGAUUUACUGUCUCAUCACUUCCCCCUUGAUCUUAAUAGUGUUGGCUGGUGUGGCCUAUGCCAGUAAUAAGAUCAGGAAAGCCCAAGCCCCUGUAAGUGUCUUUGGACAUCAGUUGUCACCCGCCCAUCAAAUAAUGGCCCUCAAUAUUGCCUCAGUUCCUGUAUUGUUCUUGGUUGGAGCAGGCUCCGCACUUUUCUGGACUCUGGGUGCUUCAUGUUUUGUUAUAUCUUUGCAUGCUAUUUUCUAUAAUAUCGAUGCAAUAGUAACCGAGGACACAGAGGGCUUCCUGGCGGAAGUGGUUUAAAAUGGAAUCUUUUAUAUAUUUACAUACAAAAACAUAUUACUACUAUAUUUUAACAAGAGGCCUUAUCAAAUUUUAACUUGUUUAGUUUUAGUUUUCUAAUUUAUACACCAUCGAACCUCAAUGGUUUUGUGAAUAAAACGUAUAUAUUUUGUAGCUAUUUACUCUAA